This is a messenger RNA of Cryphonectria parasitica EP155, 722 nucleotides long. RefSeq lists its product as uncharacterized. The transcript has a single exon. Lineage: Eukaryota; Fungi; Ascomycota; Sordariomycetes; Diaporthales; Cryphonectriaceae. The coding region runs from base 93 to 347 and encodes 84 amino acids. The record is from RefSeq and is a predicted model, not a curated record.
CAAGAUAAACUUUUUAUAUUUUUUUGUAUUUGCUCCGUUUCAGAAAAGGAAAAUGAAGAAGAGAGAAGAAGGAAAAAAGCAAAUCGCGAGUGAUGAUGUGUAUCAUCGGUAUCUAUCUACGACUAUCUAAAAGUGUUGUGGCUGCGUUUCCCCCCCCGGUGUCAGAGACGCAAUCAUCAUUAUGGGAUGAAUGUUGCAUUCUCUCACACGCAGUCCUCUCUCUUGUGGACAUCUGGCCCCCUUCUGCUGCGUACUGGUCUCUCUCGGGGUCGAAGUUUCCACCCGCGAGCGAACAGUUGGUUCCGAGAACCCACCUGACAAGGGAGACAGAAACCUGGAGGGGUUAAGUAUGCCCUUGUGAUCAUUUCAAAUGACAAGUUGCUGUGCUUUUUCUCCGCUGUCGUUCAUUCAGUUCUGGCCAUACUUCAUAUGUCCCUGGCGAUGACAUGGCACACAUCACAUCCCUUGCGCUCACGUUGCUUGUCGACGUUAUUUGCCCACUACGCCCCCCAAAACUCCCAACUCGUAUCGAUCCGUGUGUAAAACAAUCUGGCUCCAUGACUUUAUCCUUUGGCAUGGCACAUAUGGCCCAGGGACCACUCGCAGUGGCGCCCGCAUCCUUGUCAACGCACACAAGAUGUGCUGACAAGCCGCGUGAGUCAUCCCCUUCAUAAGGCUGCACCGUUGGUGAACCGGCGAUGUUACUCGGAGUACGUGCUUUU